AUGGCUUCGGAUGCUAUCAAGGACAAGAAGAAGAAUCAACUUGAUUGUAUUGAUACUGAUUCUCUUGUGUUAUGGCAGGUUAAGAUCAACAUGAACGACCUGCACUUACUCAACACGAUUGGGGAUCAAGUCAAGGGUGGCGUACGGCUGAAUUUGAUGGUUCAACUAUCCAAAUUACUCGAGUUUGGGGGUGCUGGUGUUACCAUGAUUGAAGACGCAACCAACAUUGUAGUGCGGCUUAACACAGAGUUCAAGAACGUUCUUGACCUAGGAACCAUUGGUCCCAACCCUUCAACAGCUGCCAAAUCCACGCAAUAUCGCGAGAUCCAGGCCAGGUCUGGGUUUACCAAAAUAUAUGACGGCCGCUGCACUGAACACAACCCGGCUGACAUGCAUGUGCUACCGAUUGAGUUAUUCAACCCAGCAUUCACUUACUUCUCAAGCAAAGCAUUUAAUCCUACAUAUGACGUACCUGAGGAGACACUACUUUCCGUUCAAGAGCUCAUGUGUAGAUUUGCAACCAUACACUCAAAUGAGCAUGCAUGA
Molecule: messenger RNA, 546 nt
Organism: Suillus subalutaceus
Lineage: Eukaryota; Fungi; Basidiomycota; Agaricomycetes; Boletales; Suillaceae
Exons: 4
Coding region: 1-546 (181 amino acids)
Source: RefSeq, a predicted model, not a curated record